AUGGUAACUCCCAAAACCCUAGCUAAAAUAGCCCAUAAGUGGCAGAAGGCGAUGGUCUCCACCGGGCGGCGGCGGCGGCGGCGGCGGAGGAGGAUCUCACUGCCAAGAACAAGAAGCUCCUCCAAGGUGGCCGACAAGGGUCAUUUUGUGGUCUACACAUUGGACCACAAACGGUGCGUUUUGCCGAUAAGCUAUUUGGGGAACUAUGUCUUAAGGGAGCUGUUGAAGAUGUCGGAGGAGGAGUUUGGGCUGCCGGCGGAUGGGCCAAUAAAGCUGCCGUGUGAGGCGGCGUUUGUGGAGUAUAUUGUGUAUUUGAUUCGACGACAUGUCGACUUCGAAGUGGAGAAGGCUCUGGUUCUGUCGGUUGCUCCCGCGGUGAAAGGCUGUUGUGGUUCUAAUUUGUUCUCGUCGGCGGCAAGGGUGGCGGAAGCUGGCCGGCCGGUGAUGAUGGGGUUUGAGAUUUGUAUGGACCAUACACAAUUUUAUUAAGGAAUUUGGACUCCAACCGGUCAUAAUUGUUGGAUAACGAAAGUCCCACGUCCAAUAAUUUAAAGAAUGUUCAUCAAUUUAUAAUCAAAGAAUACGCACGUUUGACAUU
This is a messenger RNA of Cucurbita pepo subsp. pepo (vegetable marrow), 598 nucleotides long. The record is from RefSeq and is a predicted model, not a curated record. Lineage: Eukaryota; Viridiplantae; Streptophyta; Magnoliopsida; Cucurbitales; Cucurbitaceae.